Messenger RNA from Erinaceus europaeus (western European hedgehog), 7963 nucleotides. It is a transcript of the gene SLC26A2, whose product is annotated as solute carrier family 26 member 2. Gene Ontology annotation, biological process: transmembrane transport. Gene Ontology annotation, molecular function: bicarbonate transmembrane transporter activity; chloride transmembrane transporter activity; secondary active sulfate transmembrane transporter activity. The transcript is spliced from 3 exons. The coding region runs from base 151 to 2370 and encodes 739 amino acids. Gene Ontology annotation, cellular component: membrane. Lineage: Eukaryota; Metazoa; Chordata; Mammalia; Eulipotyphla; Erinaceidae. The record is from RefSeq and is a predicted model, not a curated record.
GCACUGCUUAAAGGGAGGCUGGCCCGUGGCGGGUCGGGGAAGCUUAAUCUGUGUGCCCAUCUGCCCCACUACGGUGGAGCUGGCGCCGCGGGACCUUGUCGAGCGGGGUGGCCCAGACCUGAGAGAAAGCUGAAGCAUCCAUCUACAGAAAUGUCUUUGGGAAGUAAGGAGCAAAAUGACUGUCCACAAAAGGAUUCAGCUGAAGAAAAUGGACAAUACAAAUCUCUGUCUGGGAUCCACCAGGAGGCUGAGAAGGAAUCCAGGACUGACUUCAAGCAUUCUGAAGUCAACAAUCAGUGCAGACCUCAUCUCAGAAUUCAUAUGGAACCUCAAGAGAAAUCAGAUACAAACUUCAAGCAGUUUUUCAUCCACAAAUUACAAAAAAGUUGCCAGUGUAGCUCAACCAAAGUCAAAAAUAUGAUUUUCGGUUUCCUUCCUGUUUUGCGGUGGCUCCCAAAAUAUGAUCUGAAGAAGAACAUUUUAGGAGAUAUGAUGUCUGGCUUGAUUGUGGGCAUCUUAUUGGUGCCCCAGUCCAUUGCAUAUUCCCUCUUGGCUGGCCAGCAACCUAUUUAUGGUCUGUACACUUCCUUUUUUGCCAGCAUCAUUUAUUUCCUGUUGGGGACCUCCCGCCACAUCUCUGUGGGCAUUUUUGGAGUGCUGUGCCUUAUGAUUGGUGAAGUCGUUGACCGAGAACUACAUAAAGCUGGCUAUGACACUGCCCAUAUUGCUCCUUCUUUAAGUGUAUUUUCAAAUGGGAGCGCAUUAUUAAACAAGACAUCAGGCAGCAUAUGUGACAGAAGUUGCUAUGCAAUCAAAGUUGGCAGCACUGUCACCUUUAUGGCUGGAGUUUAUCAGGUAGCCAUGGGCUUCUUUCAAGUGGGAUUUGUUUCUGUCUACCUCUCCGAUGCCUUGCUGAGUGGAUUUGUCACUGGUGCCUCCUUCACUAUUCUUACAUCUCAGGCCAAGUAUCUCCUUGGGCUCAGUCUUCCUCGGAGUAAUGGUGUGGGCUCACUCAUCACUACAUGGAUACAUAUCUUCAGAAACAUCCACAAGACUAACCUCUGUGAUCUCAUCACUAGCCUCUUGUGCCUUUUGGUUCUUUUGCCAACCAAAGAACUCAACGAACACUUUAAGUCAAAGCUUAAGGCCCCAAUCCCUUCUGAACUCAUUGUGGUUGUGGCAGCCACGUUAGCCUCUCAUUUUGGAAGACUCAAUGAGAAAUACAAUACCAGCAUUGCUGGGCAUAUUCCCACUGGGUUUAUGCCACCCCAAGCUCCAGACUUGAGCUUAAUCCCGAAUGUAGCUGUAGAUGCAAUCGCUAUUUCUAUUAUUGGUUUUGCUAUCACUGUGUCACUUUCUGAGAUGUUUGCCAAGAAACAUGGCUACACAGUCAAAGCGAAUCAGGAAAUGUAUGCCAUUGGCUUCUGCAAUAUCAUCCCGUCCUUCUUCCACUGCUUCACUACUAGUGCUGCUCUAGCAAAGACCCUGGUUAAAGAAUCAACAGGCUGCCAAACUCAACUUUCCAGUGUGGUCACAGCUCUGGUUCUUUUGUUGGUGCUCCUGGUAAUAGCUCCUCUGUUUUAUUCCCUUCAGAAAAGUGUCCUUGGUGUGAUCACCAUUGUCAAUCUCCGGGGAGCCCUACGUAAGUUUAAGGAUCUGCCCCAAAUGUGGAGGGUUAGCAGGCUGGACACAGUUAUCUGGUUUGUUACUAUGCUGUCCUCAGCACUGAUCAGUACUGAGCUAGGCUUGCUUAUUGGAGUUUGUUUUUCUAUGUUUUGUGUCAUCCUCCGUACUCAGAAACCAAAGAGCCCCUUGCUUGGCUUGGUAGAAGGAUCUGAAAUCUUUGAAUCCUUGUCUGCUUACAAGAAUCUUCACACUAAGCCAGGCAUCAAGAUUUUCCGCUUUGUAGCCCCUCUCUACUAUGUAAACAAAGAAGGUUUUAAAUCAGCUUUAUACCAAAAAACCCUCAACCCAGUCUUAGUGAAAGCAGCUCAAAGGAAAGCAGAAAAGAGAAAAAUGAAAAGGGAAACAAUAACUCUCACGGGAAAGCAAGACGAAGUCUCUGUGCAGCUUGCCCAGGAGCCCCUGGAGCUCCACACCGUAGUGAUAGACUGCAGUGCAGUCCAGUUUUUAGACACAGCGGGAAUCAGUACACUAAAAGAAGUCCGCAGAGAUUAUGAAGCCAUUGGCAUCCAGCUUCUGCUGGCUCAGUGCAACCCCUCUGUGAGGGAUUCCCUGGUCCGUGGAGAAUAUUGCAAACCGGAAGAUGAAAACCUUCUCUUUUACAGUGUAUAUGAAGCAAUGACUUUUGCAGAAGACUCAAAGCCAGCAGGGAACAUGCAUUCCCAAUGGCCAGAGUCUUUCCAGUGACUGACUGAGAAUGGAGAUUGUAUGGAUAAUGUUUAACCGAUAGGUUAAGAUUUCGACUGUAUGCAAUACUUCCCACUGUGGAACUUGUACCUGCUGGGCAGGUGGCUUCUGAAGCACAAGGGAAUAUAACCAGACACAUUUUUCCCCCUUGGUUUUUCAUCUCUAACCCCAGUCUUUGCUUCAUAGAUGUCAGCAGAAUUUCUGACUUUUAACAUGAAAUCAUCACUCCCCUGCUUAAGGAAGGGAACCACAGACAGUCUUUGGGAUGCUGAUGGCUGCUUGGGUUGGUGAAAUCUUACCAGCCAACCUCAAUAUAUAUAUUCUUUGUUAUACAUUUGAUAGCUACGCUUUCUGGUUUAGGGUAGGUAGGGAGGCAAAGAAUACGUGGUGCAUCUGGCUAAGCACACACAUUACAGUGCACAAGGACCCAGGUUCAAGUCCCUGGUCCCCACCUGUAGAGGGAAAGCUUCUCAAAUGGUAGAGCAGGGCUGCAGGUGUCUCUCUGUCUCUUUUUCUCCCUACCUCCCCUCCCUUCUCAGUUUCUAUCUCUAUCCAAUAAUAAGUAAAUAAAAAUAUUUUUUUUAAAGAGAGCACUUUAAAAUGAGCAAAAUGAGAGGAAUUUGGCCUGUUUAUGCUACGAUCUGUCUCUGUUGCUGAAUCUUUCUAUGCCGCUUGAAAUUCCAUGUUAUGUUUUAGUCCUUGUGUGUGUAUUCCAUAGGAUCUGGUUAAAGUACGAUGUCUGAUUCCAAGUGAGCAGAGUGCUGAGUCAACAAUUUGAGACAGCCUUUUUUUUUUUUUCCCCCCUCCCCAUGAACUAGAGGCAAACUAUUAAGUAUGGAUUACAAAAAGGAAUGCUUGAUAGGUUCCUUCAAGAAUUUGUUUACUUAGUGAAUUUUUCCUAUGCUAUGACAAGUUAACAAGGGUAGGCUGAGGACUGACAGUUUUCUCAGUCAAUGUAUUUACUCCACAGGAAAUGUCAGUUGUGACCAAUAGGAAGACAAAUAAAGCACUGAAGCAAGAGUGCUUCAAAAAUUUGUAUAUGUUUUAGUGAAAAGAAAACUAAUGCUUAUUGCCAUGGACUCCACUGAUACACCAUAAAUAUUGAUACAGUGACAGUAGUUAACUCUUUGGACCACCAAAAACUACCAUGCAAAGGGAUUUAAAAGCAUCACACUCAUAUAAUUCAAGUUCUCUGGGUGCAUUGUUUUUAAGUGGCCACAGGCUGUGGCCAUGAGAAUAGUUCCUUUACAGAAGCAAGAAUCAGUUUAGCUUGGGAGGCAGCUCAGUAAAUAAAAUCCACUUUCAGGUAUGAAGUACCAGGUGCCAUCAUCCCUGGCUUUACAUGUACUAGUGUGAUGCUUCUGGUUCUCUUCCCCACCCCAGUCUAAUAAACAAGUCACUCUAGAAAGCGAGAGAGGCAAGAAUUGUACUUGCUUCUGCAGUACAUAUACCUACAUGAAAACUUACAGUUCUAUGUGGACUUUGAUAGGUUAACCAACCAAACAAACAAGCAUAUUGGUUUUCCAAAGAUAGGACUAGGAGACUAUGAAAUUGAGGGCAGGGGUAGAUAGCAUAAUGGUUAUGCAAAGAGACUCUCAUGCCUGAGGCUCUGAAGUCCCAGGCUCAAUCCCCUGCACCACCAAAAGCCAGAGCUGUGCAGUGUUCUGGUAUUUCUUUCUGUGUCUUUCUCUGCAUCUCUCUCAAAGAUAAAAUAAAAAACAAACAAAAUACUUAAAAAAUAAAUAAAUAAGCCUUUAAAACAAAGAAAUUGAAACAUUUGUAGUCAUACCACUUAAAGUAGUUGCAAAAGUACAAAAGCAUUUUAUAAAAGCAAACUAUAUCAGAACUCAGUUGAUGUGAAACACUUUUAAGCCUACUUAGCUUUUUGUCUUGUACAAAUGUUGCUUUUCUUUUGGUAGAGCUCUGACCAUCUGUCUACAUUAGAAAAAAUAAAAAUAAAAAAAUAAAAGAUCCAUUAUUAAAACAAAGCACUUCCUCAGUAGAAAAGCUGGAUGUCUGUCUCCAAGGUCUUUGACAUAAGUCACAAUUAAAUGUAUUAAUGUCUUAAAUAUUUUAUGUCCUUAUAGAAUUUCAGAAACACUAGCUGUUUGAAUUUGUGUUGUUGUUGUUGUUGUUUUGUCAUAAUUGCACUUUCUUCUUAUCCUUAAGACUAAUCACGAUUAGUAAAAUCACGGUAUGCUUGUCAGUCAUUUACUUCUAAUCCCUUUUGUCCCUCCUCUAGGUCUGACUCGAGACCAUUAUAGAUGUCUAAUGCCAUGUGACAGAGUAAUGAAUAUGUGUUUAUAAUACUAUAGAACUUAACAAACAGCACAGAAAAAAAUUAAGUCCAAAGAAGAGAAAAUCCCUUAUGGGAAAAAAAAGAAAGAAAGAAAGAAAGAAAGAAAGAAAGAAAGAAAGAAAGAAAGAAAGAAAGAAAGAAAGAAAGAAAAUCCCUUAGGAUUUGGUCUUUAUCUGACAUUUCUGUCCCUGCAUAUAAGCAAGUCUAGAACUUUAUGCAUUCAACAAAUUCUUGAACUGUGUUCUGGUUUGUACCUGUACCUCUCGCACCCAUCCGAACAAGAGAUUGUGGUUUGGGUAGCCAUUUGCAAAAGCAUUUUAAGAUUUCACUACAGUUUUUAUCUUAUAUUAUGUAUGAUUGGGUAGAGGUUGGUCUUUAUGUUUAUUAAAAAUGUUUGACUACUGAUAUUUUUUAAAAAAAAAAUCAAACCUGGAACCACAGCCUGAUUUCCUCACCAGAAAACUAGUGUCUUAAUUUUCUUUCUCAAGAACCUGGACAGUCAUAUACUACAUGGUAUUUUGUAUACUUUUUGAUACAAAAAUAUUCUGGGUUUACUUUAAACAUGGCCGUGUAGUGAAGCAUUUUCUUGUUGCUUAUUGGCACUCACACAAUAUUCUGAGUAUCUUAAAAUGGCCAUUUGAGCCAUAGUGUGUACAUUCUUGAUGAUUAAAAAAAAAGUCACAACCAGAGGGGUGAUGUGUGCCAGUACACAAAGAGACUUAAGAAUUACUUUCUAGAGAGGAAAAGAAAGGACCAUUGAAGAUGCUAUUUCUGACCAAACAAGGGAGAAAAGAGAGGACUCAAGUGAAUAUAGACUGUCUUUCAUGAAGACUGAAUGAAUGACUUUAGAACUUAUCCGUGCCUCUGAUGGUGGUAAACUGACAUGUUUAACUGGACAUUAUUUUUUUUAAUUUUUUAUCUUUAUUUAUUUAUUGGGUAGAGAGAGCCAGAUAUCAAGAAGGAAGGGGGUGAUCGAGAGGGAAAGAGACAUCUGCAACACUCUUCACUUGUAAGGCUUUCCUCCUAUGGGUGGGAACUGGGGGUACAAACCCAGGUUUUGCACAUUGUAACAUGUGCGCUCAACCAGGUGCACCACCACUUGGCCACAUCAUCAUUAUUUUUUCAAGUAGGGCCAAAGGAAAAAUUAGAUUUGUAUAGUCUGCAGCCCUGGAGGUAACUUAGAGGAUAUAAAGUGUUGGACUCUCAAGCAUGAGGUUCAGUUCCUCCCCCACCCCCAAACCCCCAUAAAGCUUUUAAAGAAAGAUGUAUAUAGUCUGAUGUAGCUUUUAAGUAGCUGUAGACACUGAAGCUGAAAUAUGUUGGAAAUGUUACAGUAUGGUAGUUGGUGACGUGUAAAAUGUACAGGGUAUUCAAUGAGUUCAUUCGACUAUUCUAGUGCUAAUGACUACAUUUUAGGAAUAACAGUCAUUUCUGCAGGAACAUUUUCUUAGUAAUUUUUCAUUUAAAGGUGUUUUUUAAAAUAUAAAAGCAAGACCAGAGCUACAGUGGAUUUUUUAGGAACUUGAUUAUGACAAAGGUGAGCUCUGUGAUCCUUAUGAACAUUCUUAAUUGCUAGCAAUUAAGACUGCUAGCAAUUUAACCUGGUGGAGAUAAUACCUCAAAUACUUCCUGAGGACCUAUGUAGGAGUCUGGGGCCCUGGGCCAGUUACUAGACAGUGUGGUCCUAACUCAGGUAGGUAGGCUAGAUGGUAAGUCUCCUAGGUAACGUGACGGGGGAGGAGAGGUUGUUACUAUAAGGAAAGACUGAGUCUAAACUGGGCUCUGAGCAGGGACAGGUUAUUAAGACAAACAGGCAAAGAUAUUCCAUGUUCUGUUUAGGAAAAGAUCCCACAGUAACAUGAUUUUGGAUGGUGUAUUUGUCUAUGCAAAAAUGUGUCAUGAUAGAUGUUGCUUACCUUUUUUCUUAAUGUUUCUCUUUUUCCCCCUCUAAUUUUUCUUUACCUGUUCUAUCUUUUCUGAAAAUUUGGUUUUAAAAACCAAAGAUGGAGAAAUUGGAAGCUUUUAGGCUCUGAACUAGUUUUUGUUUUUGGUAUAAAGAUUUAGAUAAUCAUGAAUGAAAUCAUUAACUUGAAUGCUAAUACAAUGGAUGAAAAAUUUAAUAGGAGAGACCAAAGUAAUAUACCACCUGGUCUGUUAGCAUUAUUAAAGUCAAAUACUAUUGAAAUAUUGUAACUUAAAGGUAUAUUCUAGAUUUCUAAAGUAUUUUUUAACUACUCUAGGGAUAGAAAAUUUAGGGAGUGGGUGAGAUUUAUUUUUAUAAGGUGAUUUUUAUCCUGACAAGCAUUAUUUUUUUAAAAAAUUUUCUGUAACUGAAAUUUUAAAGUAGCCAUGUUAAAUUAAAUACAUUUAAGAAAGUUGAAAAGGUCAUUAGACUAAAAAGUGAACUUUUGGUGUAUAUUUUAAUUUUUAUCUUGGCACUGUAAAAUAGGGAAGAGAUUACUAAUUAUGAAAACUAGAAUAAUAAUAAAGGACACUAAGAGGAUAAUGUAUUUGUAAGAUUACACUGGAAACCUGUAUAACCAUUCUCAGACUUGAAUUAUGGCUCUGAAAAGAUCAAACAAUCAUACUUCUAACAAAAUACAAGUAAUACAUUUUGUAAAGGAAGGCUUCUUAGCUUAGCACAUAGACAAGUAGCCUGCACCAGAAAAGCUUUUUAACUUCAGUUUUAAUAGAUGUAUUUUAGGAUGGUUCUCUUCCUUCACUGGCCCCCAUCCCUAUACUAGGUAAGAUACCUGGAAUCAAACUGUUGUUUUUUCAUUUUAAAUCAUGGAUAAAUUAAUUCCUGUUUGAGUUCAGCUGCUGCCUUAAUUUUCCAGAAACUGUUGUUAACCAGUCUAUAUAAUAUGCUAAAAUCCCCCCUUUUUUUUUGGUCUCUUUGUGAUUUUAUGUACAAAUUAAGACUAUAUCAGGGUGGCAGGUGAGUGAACUUAAUUUUCAAUCUUUUUUUACACACACACAAACACGAGUCUUCCUCCAAUCCUCAGUUAUUUAAGGCUAGUGACUUUUAGGGAUAUGUUUUAUAUUAAAUAUAGCUUUGUGCAUUAAAACAAGUGCCUUGAUGCUAUUCCAUCUAAGUCAUGCUUAACCCUCUACGAGGUGAGGGUGAGUUGCUGGUGGAUCACAGCCUAUUGCAGGGCAAGCAAGUUGGUUAGUAGCAUGCUGGUCCUUUUUCAGCUGGAAAGAUAUAUCCAUGAUGUUUAUUAUACCAAAUGUGUUGUGAUUUAGAAGUACUGCUUCAUUAACCUGCUAAUAAAUCACUGUGCUGUAAAAUUA